Notothenia coriiceps (black rockcod) is the source of this 8520-nucleotide messenger RNA. RefSeq names its product phosphatidylinositol 4-kinase, catalytic, alpha a (gene pi4kaa). Gene Ontology annotation, biological process: phosphatidylinositol phosphate biosynthetic process; phosphatidylinositol-mediated signaling. Gene Ontology annotation, molecular function: 1-phosphatidylinositol 4-kinase activity. Gene Ontology annotation, cellular component: cytoplasm; plasma membrane. Bases 85 to 6450 code for a protein of 2121 amino acids. The record is from RefSeq and is a predicted model, not a curated record. The transcript has 54 exons. NCBI's taxonomy places the organism in Eukaryota, Metazoa, Chordata, Actinopteri, Perciformes, Nototheniidae.
AGUGCAGCGUUCUCCUCCUUGAAUCGGACGAAUGAAAGAAGAUGUUUGUUUUCAUGUGGCGGCGGUAUUAAGGCAUCUUUAAACAUGGCUCUCAAUGGAGGGGGAAGCAGAGGAUUUUACUUCAACACCGUCUUGUCUUUGGCUCGGUCGUUGGCAGCUCACAGGCAGGCCCCGCUAGAAAAGGUACAGAAGCUACAAUGCAUGUGCCCCACAGACUACAGAGGAGUCUUCCAGCUGGAUGAGAGGAGGAGAGAUGCUGUCAUUGCUCUGGGCAUCUUUCUGGUUGAGUCAAACCUGCAGCACAAAGAUGCUAUUGUCCCCUACCUUCUUGGGUUGCUUAAAGGGCUUCCUAAAGUUCAGUGGAUUGAAGAGAGCUCAGAGCGCAAAGGAAGGGAGACCCUUCCUGUCGCGGAGAACUUCACCUUUGGUCUGGUAACACUACUGUCAGAUGUUGCCCAACGUGAUGAAACCUUACGAGGACAGAUCCUGGAGGCGAUCAUGGACAUCAUGCAGAUCCUGCAAGAUAUCUGCAAGAAUCCAGAAGUCCACGAUAAAGAAUACCUGUGCAGGUACACUGUGCCCACCCUGCUGGGUGUUGCUCGAGCAUUUGGCCGCUACAGCAACACUGAUGAGCCGUUACUGUCCAAGCUGUUCCCCCGACCGGUUGCUCCUCUCCCGGCUACGGCGGAUGAAAGUGAUGCACCGCACCGGCGCUCCUUCAAUGACUUCCGCUCCAUCAUGCCGAGCUCUUUACUGUCGGUGUGUCAGGGAGACACUCUGAGGCGCAAAGGCUCCAGUCAGCAGGCCAGUCCAGAGAGAGCCUGUCUGACCCCCAUCUCCCCCUCUGACCCCUCCGCACAGUACUUUGAAGGUUCAUACCUCCCUGAUGGCAGCGCAGUGGACCCUGACUACUACUUCUCCACCAUCAGCUCCAGCUUCUCCGUCUCCCCUCUUUUCACUGGAAGCAGCUCCGGAGAGUUUCAUGUCCCUCUGGAUAUGCUCAAACAGACCCUUCACAUGGUUGAACAUUUUGUCUCUGAGACAUUUUUAAAAACACUGGAUGACGCCUUGGCAGAAGUUAUAGAGUUGAAUCCCGGCUUUCAUCUGUACUACAAAACCUUCAGUGAUCCUCUGUAUGUAGCCAUUUUCAAAAUGCUAAGAGACACGCUUUACAAUUUAAAAGACCUACAGACAGACUAUGUGAAGGAGGUUCAUGACUUUGUGCUGGAGCAGUUCAGCAGCAGCCAGUCGGAGCUGCAGAGGAUCCUGCAUGAUGUUGAGUAUCUCCAGAGUGAACUGAGCCCUCUCAAACUGCGCUGCCAGGCCAACGCUGCCUGUGUGGACCUCAUGGUGUGGGCAGUGACUGAAGAGCAAGGAGCUGAGAACCUUUGCACCAAACUAUCAGAGAAGCUGCAGUCCAAGACGUCGAGCAAAGUCAUCAUCGCUCACAUGCCACUCCUCAUCUGCUGCUUACAGGGCCUGGGUCGUCUGUGUGAGCGCUUUCCGGUGGUGGCCCACUCUGUCACCAUGUCCCUGAGAGACUUCUUGGUGGUACCCUCUCCUGUCCUGGUGAAGCUGUACAAAUACCACACCCAGUGCGCUCAAGGGACUGGUGAGAUAAAGAUCCAUGUGACCAACGAACAUUCCCAGUCAACCCUCAGUACAAAUUCGAGCAAGAAGAGCCAGCCCUCCAUGUACGAGCAGCUACGGGAUAUCUCCAUCGAUAACAUCUGCAGGUGCCUGAAAGCCGGACUCACUAUGGAUAAUGUCAUCGUAGAAGCUUUUCUCGCCAGCCUGUCUAACCGUCUCUACAUCUAUCAGGAGAAUGAUAAGGAUGCUCACCUGAUCCCAGACCACACCAUCAGGGCUCUGGGUCACAUCGCUGUGGCUUUACGGGACACCCCCAGAGUAAUGGAGCCCAUCCUCCAGAUCCUGCAGCAGAAGUUCUGUCAGCCUCCCUCACAGCUCGACGUCCUCAUCGUAGACCAGCUAGGCUGCAUGGUCAUCACUGGCAAUCAAUACAUCUACCAGGAAGUGUGGAAUCUGUUCCAGCAGAUCAGUGUGAAAGCCAGCUCCAUGGUUUACUCUAACAAAGACUACAAGGACCAUGGAUACAGACACUGUUCCUUGGCUGUGAUAAACGCUCUGGGUAACAUAGCAGCGAACCUGCAGGCGGAGCAGAUGGUGGACGAGCUUCUUGUCAACCUACUGGAGCUCUUUGUCCAACUGGGCUUAGAGGGGAAGAGAGCCAGCGAGAGAGCGCCAGACAAAGGCCCGGCUCUGAAGGCAUCAAGCAGUGCUGGAAACCUUGGUGUCUUGGUUCCAGUUAUUGCAGUGCUGACUAAGAGGUUGCAACCAAUUAAAGAAGCAAAGCCGCGUCUGCAGAAGCUCUUCAGGGACUUCUGGCUCUACUCUGUUGUCAUGGGAUUUGCUGUUGAGGGCUCAGGUCUGUGGCCGGAGGAAUGGUAUGAGGGAGUUUGUGAGAUUGCAACCAAAUCACCGCUGCUCACUUUUCCAAGCGGGGAACCUUUACGCUCAGAGCUCCAGUACAACUCUGCACUGAAGAAUGACACUGUCACUCCGGCGGAACUGAAUGAUCUGCGGAGCACCAUCAUCAACCUGCUGGAUCCUCCUCCUGAGGUUUCUGCUCUCAUCAACAAGCUGGACUUUGCCAUGUCCACAUAUUUACUGUCUGUGUACAGAUUGGAAUACAUGAGGAUGCUGCGUGCUCUGGACUCUGAACGCUUUCAGGUCAUGUUUCGAUACUUUGAAGACAGAGCAAUACAGAAGGAUAAAUCUGGCAUGAUGCAGUGUGUCAUUGCUGUGAGCGACAAGGUUUUUGAGGUCUUCCUGCAUAUGAUGGCUGAAAAGCCAAAAACCAAAGCCCACGAGGAGGAGCUGGAACGACAUGCUCAGUUCCUCUUGGUCAACUUCAACCACAUCCACAAGAGGAUCCGCAGAGUGGCUGACAAAUAUCUGUCCGGCCUGGCUGAAACUUUCCCCCACUUGCUGUGGAGUGGCCGUGUGCUGAGAACCAUGUUAGACAUCCUGCAGACGCUUUCCCUCUCACUCAGUGCAGACAUUCACAAGGACCAACCUUAUUACGACAUCCCAGACACUCCACAUAGAAUCACCGUCCCAGACACAUACGAAGCCAGAGAGAGCAUAGUGAAGGAUUUUGCUGCUCGUUGUGGAGAGAUUCUUAAAGAGGCGAUGAAGUGGGCGCCAUCUGUGACCAAAUCCCACCUCCAGGAGUAUCUGAACAAACAUCAGAACUGGGUGUCGGGUCUGUCCCAGCACACGGGCCUGGCCAUGGCUACAGAGAGCAUCCUGCACUUUGCUGGUUACAACAGACAGAGCAGCACACUGGGGACCACUCAGCUGACUGAGAGACCAUCCUGUGUGAAGAAGGACUACUCCAACUUCAUGGCCUCCCUCAACCUCAGGAACAGAUACGCUGGAGAGGUAUCUGGUAUGAUCAACUUCUCCGAGGCAGUUCGAGGACAAUCCGAUCUGAGCCAGAUGAUGAUCAAGCAGAUGGGAGAGGCUUUAGAAUCUGCACAACCUAAAGCCUUCACUGAGUCCAUGUUCAAACUGGCUGCUUUGCUCAUUAGCUCCAAAGAAUGCGAUCCUCAGCUCCUGCACCACCUCUGCUGGUCUCCUCUCAAGAUGUUCACAUCACACGGCAUGGAAACAGCUAUCGCCUGCUGGGAGUGGCUGUUGGCAGCACGUGUUGGAGUGGAAGUACCGUUUAUGCGGGAGAUGGCAGGAGCGUGGCAGAUGACGGUGGAGCUUAAGAUGGGCUUGUUCUCCGACGCUCAGGUGGAGGCUGAUCCUCUGGCUGCUUCAGAGGAGAGUCAGCCUAUCCCCUGCCCUCCAGACGUUAACCCUCACCAAAUAUGGAUCGAGUUUCUAGUCCAGAGGUUUGAGAUUGCAAAGUAUUCCAGCGCAGAUCAGGUUGAGAUCUUUGGCAGUCUGCUACAACGCUCCCUGUCUCUCAAUGUCGGUGGGGCGAAGAGUAGCCUCAACCGCCACGUAGCUGCCAUUGGGCCUCGUUUCAGGCUGCUGACUCUGGGACUGGCUCUGCUCCACUCUGAUGUCCUCACAAAUUCAACUGUAAGAAAUGUGCUCCGAGAGAAGAUCUAUUCUACAGCCUUUGAUUACUUCAGCGCCCCUCCGAAGUUUCCAACCCAAGGUGACAAGCAUCUCCGCGAGGACAUCUGCAUCAUAAUCCGUUUCUACGCCAGCAUCCUGUCUGACAAGAAGUACCUGGCAGCAUGCCACUUGGUCCCACCUGGUGAGCUUGGUACUACCCCGGCCCCGAGCACGCUCUCUGCCGGGAUAUUUGGAUCGCUUAUCGUGUCCAGCACUUCUCCGAUUUCCCUCUUAAAUAAUCAGGACCCGUCCCUGAACAGUCUGUCGGUGAUGAACGCAGCCGACCUCCGGAGCAGCAUGGACUCCAGUGCUCGCUCCCAGCAGAGCAGCCAGGGCUGGAUCAACACCUACCCGCUGUCCAGUGGCAUGUCCACUGCAUCCAAGAAAUCAGGGACGUCUAAGAAGAGUAACAGAGGGACGCAGCUUCACAAAUACUACAUGAAACGCAGGACUCUGUUGCUGGCCCUGCUGGCCAGUGAGAUCGAACGUUUGACCACGUGGUACAACCCCCUCUCCGCUCAGGAGCUGGCCAUCGCAACGGAGCAAUCUGUGGAGACCAGCAUCGCCAACUGGAGGUCCAAAUACAUCAGUCUGACAGAGAAACAGUGGAAGGACAACGUGAACCUGGCCUGGGGCAUCGCACCUUACCUGGCCAUGCAGCUACCAACAAGGUUUAAGAAUGAUGCUAUUGUUGCUGAAGUGACCCGGCUGGUGAGACUGGACCCCGGAGCCGUCAGUGAUGUCCCUGAGGCUGUCAAGUUCCUGGUGACGUGGCACACUAUCGAUGCAGACUCUCCUGAGCUGAGCCACAUCCUGUGUUGGGCUCCAACAGACCCGCCCACUGGUCUGUCGUACUUCAGCAGCAUGUACCCUCCUCAUCCUCUCACCGCUCAGUACGGGGUGAAGGUGCUGCGCUCCUUUCCUCCAGAUGCCAUCUUGUUCUACAUCCCUCAGAUUGUUCAGGCUCUCCGUUAUGACAAGAUGGGCUAUGUGAGAGAGUACAUCCUGUGGGCGGCCCAAAAGUCUCAACUUCUCGCCCAUCAGUUCAUCUGGAACAUGAAGACCAACAUCUUCAUGGACGAGGAGGCGCACCAGAAAGACCCUGACAUCGGGGAGCUGUUGGAGCAGAUGGUGGAGGAGAUCACAGGCUCUCUGUCGGGUCCGGCCAAAGACUUCUACCAAAGAGAGUUCGACUUCUUCAACAAGAUCACCAACGUGUCUGCCAUCCUCAAGCCUGUUCCUAAGGGAGAGGAGAGGAAACGGGCCUGCCUCAAAGCUCUGUCCGAUAUCAAAGUCCAGCCAGGCUGUUACCUACCAAGUAACCCUGAAGCCAUAGUGCUGGACAUCGACUACAAGUCAGGAACACCCAUGCAGAGUGCUGCCAAGGCGCCCUAUCUGGCCAAGUUCAAGGUGAAGCGCUGUGGAGUGAGUGAGUUGGAGAAGGAGGGUCUCCGCUGCCCCACAGACUAUACAGACGAAGGAGAGGAGAAUCCGGACGGAUCACGCAGGAUCUGCUGGCAGGCGGCCAUCUUUAAAGUGGGAGACGACUGCAGACAGGAUAUGCUCGCUCUGCAGAUCAUUGGGCUUUUUAAGAAUAUUUUCCAGCUGGUGGGCCUGGAUCUGUUUGUUUUCCCCUACAGAGUGGUGGCCACUGCACCAGGGUGUGGUGUGAUCGAGUGCAUCCCAGACUGCAAGUCCAGAGACCAGCUGGGCAGACAGACUGACUUCGGGAUGUACGACUACUUCCGCAACCAGUACGGAGAUGAAUCCACCCUCGCUUUCCAGAAGGCUCGGUAUAACUUCAUCCGCAGCAUGGCCGCCUACAGCCUGCUGCUGUUCCUGCUGCAGAUCAAAGACAGACACAACGGCAACAUCAUGCUGGACAGCAAGGGCCACCUCAUCCACAUAGACUUUGGCUUCAUGUUUGAGAGCUCUCCUGGAGGUAACCUGGGCUGGGAGCCUGACAUCAAGCUGACCGACGAGAUGGUGAUGAUCAUGGGAGGAAAGAUGGAGGCCACGCCGUUCAAAUGGUUCAUGGAGAUGUGUGUCAGAGGAUACCUGGCUGUACGACCCUACAUGGAUGCAGUGGUUUCCCUAGUGACUCUCAUGCUGGACACUGGACUGCCAUGUUUCAGAGGACAGACGAUCAAAUUACUCAAAGGACGGUUUAACCCUCAAAUGAGUGAGAAAGAAGCGGCAGCCUUCAUCAUUAAAGUCAUCCAAAGCUGUUUCCUCAGCAGCAGGAGCAAAACGUACGACAUGCUGCAGUAUUACCAGAACCAAAUUCCUUACUGAAAGACUUCUGCCGGACCGCCACUGUCCGUCCGAUACAAACGUCUCUACACAAGCAAUGCAAACCUUCUUUGGGUUGAUUUUAAAAAGGCUGUGCGAUGCAUUUUCCACUCCGAAACAACAAUAUGGCACUUUGAUCCUAAAGCUCUGAUUUUAUUCAGCAUACUCUAAGUUGUCGGAUUUUAUAUUGUACUUCUGUGUUUUAAAGUACGUCUUCAUUCAACUUGAGACUAAAGAACAAUGAACAACUUUUACCAAAACAGGUAUUUAAACCACCCUUUAAGUAUUUUCUUCUUGAUGCUGUUGCUUGUUUCUAACACUAACUGUCACACUGGAGGAAGAAGUUUUUGUCAAAGCAGCUCUAAUCAUCAUUGUGAUCAAUUGUUACUAUGCUGUUAUCCACUUUUAUGCACUUUAUAAAUCCCAGUAUUUCAUCGGCUUCUCCUGCCUAUGAUCACAAGCUUAAAUAUUAUUAUUAUAAAUUAGAGACAAAGCAAUCUGCAUUUUAAUCAACUGAUUCUGUAAUCACAUUAUUUUUGAUUUAGUAGAAUACUAAAGCUGGUAGACAGAUCCAGAAUUACUCUGCAUUUAAUCUAACAGUAGUUUUUAGGAAUACAAUUGGUAUUUAGAGAAUCAAAUGUAAUUAUGCUGUAGUACGUACUGUAGAAUAUUUACUGUAGAUCAAAUCAACAUCGCAGCUAGUUUUCUGUGAUUUAUGUGGAACUUGUAGAGUGUAUGUGAAGAACUUAUUAAUCAGAAGAUUAUAAUAGCUGUACUGCUUUGAAGAUAACCCUCAAAGCCAGUCGUGUCUCACAUCAAAAUGUUAGCUUUUGCUUUGUUUCAGUUAUGUAGAGAUUGUUUAUUUUCCACUACAUGAAUCUGAUGACUGACGACCUGCAGUUUGAGGAACCUGUACGGCUUUGGUGCAAGGUCCUGCUUUUUUGUUUCCACUGUGUUUUUUAAACUGGGUUGUUAUGGGUAUACCUCUUCAAAAAUACAUUUCAAAUGCUCUGUUUCUAAGCAGCGCUAAAAGGAAGGACAAGUGUAGAGAACAGAAGAGGAAAGCAGAACCUGUGGCUUCAUGUUAAGUUCCUGUUGUGGAAAAGGACAUGAGGAUAGAGUAAAGCUGCAACAGUACAUUUGUCAAUUAAAUUAAAAGUAAAUGUCUACUAUUUUCAAAAUCUAUUAAUUGUUUAAGUAAUUUGUCCUAUAGAAAAGUCAGAAAAUAAUGUUUCAAGCUUCUCAAAUAUGAAGCCGUUCCCUUUUUUUCUCAGUUUUAUCUAAUAUUAAACUGAAUAUCUGGAGAAACUGGGAUGAAAAACGAAUUUCUGAUAUUUAUAGACCAUUUAUAGACCGAACAAUGAAUAGAUUGUAUUCGGCAGAUUAGCUAGCUGACGGCAGACCAGGAACCCACUGACUGCUAAUCACAUGUAUGUCUUGUCUUAUGAAAUGUGUCAGAAACAUUUUCCUAACAUGUAACUGUUUGGAAACAUUCCUUUGUGUAUCUGAGUUAUAUUGAAUCACUUGGGUUUGGAGUUUUGUUGGAUGAUCUUGCUUUUACCGCUGCAGACGAUGAUUAUACCUUAAAAGCCAUUUCUCAUAUACCUAAGGUAGAAACACAACUGUAGUAAUACUUGACGAAAACCCUAACCUUAUGCAAUAUAUUGAUGUAUAUUGAUGCUGUACUUAUUUGUUAUAUGCUCAACAAAUGAACUAGCUAUAAUUCCUUCCAUCGUGAGAAGUGUUUCUCUGUCUGUCUUAGUGUCGUUGCAGAAUCGACGUAAACGCAAGUACUUGUUUAAUGGCUUGUAAAAGAGUUAAAGAGGCUGCUGUGAUAAACUCUUUAUGAAGCCAUUUCAAUGUAGUGGAUUUUAUUCUUGAGUUGCUGUAUUUUAAAUGAGUUAGUCAUCCCGUAUCUCAAUCAGAUAUGUAAUAUAUAAAUGUGUGUGCAUUUUUUGUUUGUAUUUGCUCAGUUUGUGGCGACAUCAUUGACGGUUCAGAUUAAUCACCUCUGUUGUUCUGAUAAUAUGUGAAAAUGUCUUCUUUCCAGAUUAAAUGUGUAAACAUUUCAAA